GCAGCCAUGUUGGGAACAUUAGAAGGUAACCAACAGUACAACCAGAAGGACGGGAACAUCUAGGUACGGCAGCGGCGUGUCUAACACCUAACACCACCACCAUGGCUGACCCGGAAAAACAGCCCGAUCAACCUAAGGCUAACCAGCAAGCUAAAUUGGUCAUCGCUACCAAAGUGACCGGGACUGUGAAGUGGUUCAACGUAAAGAGCGGCUAUGGGUUCAUCAACAGGAAUGACAUCAAGGAAGACGUAUUCGUCCAUCAAUCAGCCAUCGUGAAGAACAACCCAAAGAAGGCUGUAAGGAGCGUGGGUGAUGGUGAAGUAGUGGAGUUUGACGUGGUGAUCGGUGAGAAGGGCCACGAAGCAGCAAAUGUCACUGGACCAGAUGGUGAACCUGUCAAGGGUUCACCAUAUGCUGCUGACAAGCGUCGUGGUUACAGAGCAUGGUACUACCGACAGCGUGGGGCCUCAAGACCCCAACGCCGAGGCCCACGAGAAGGUCAACACGAUGACGAUCAAACGUCCUCAGGUGAGGCUAAACAAGGUCCUGAUGAAGCCCAGCAGAACGAAGGGGGUGGCCAGAGACGUUAUCGGCCACGAAGACAGAAUUUCGAGGGUGGUUACUACCGUGGACGAAGAUCUGGGCCACCCCAAAAUCAAGGUGAAAACGGUGGUGAUGCCGGUGAUAAUCGAUACGAAAAGGGUGAACAGGGGGGUGAAGGUGGACAGGGAGGUGCACCAGCACGUGGUGGACGAGGUGGACGUGGGGGUUCACGUGGACGUCGUUUCUUCCGUGGUAAUAAUUUUCGCAGGGGAAGGGGGUCAGGCGCUAUGAGACUACACAGAGAAGGCUUCAAUCAGGUGAGUGAUCGUGAGGACGGGGCUGGCGAAGGAUGCCACCUGGUGCAACGUACACGACUAAAAUCCAUCCAAUCCAAUCCCCUUGAUGCACGAUACGUUGACAAAGAGAAUAUUCAGCCUUAUCCCAAUUUUCAAUCCCAAACGUCACGUCCUGGAAAAAAAACUUCUGACGAUGGUGACUGUGUUCGUUUAAAGCAGGAGCAGAAGUCAGGCGGGAAACAGGGCCAGGAUGCACGUAAAGAUCAGGAUGCACCAGCCGCUGCCCCUGCUCCUCAGGAGAGCCAGCUCGUCAUCAACAUCACCCCGGAGAGCAUUGCUUAACAACAAUAACCGCUACCACCACGUACCAACACUCCUCAACAGAAAAAAAAUGAAAAAAAAAAAUAUAUACAACCAAUAAACAAUAUAACACCAACACCAGUUAUACACUGAAUAAGCAGCGGCAUCUCAACAUCACGAAUCAUAAGCAGCAGCAACAUUAACUACCAACCUAUAUAACGAAGAGAAAAAAUUUACAAAAAAUUAAACCAUAAAGAAAACUUGACAUACCAGCAGAAGCACACCCCCCCCCCCCCCCCCCCAAAAAAAAAAGCAAGUUAAAGGGUUGCAAGGUAUGUAAAGAGCAAGAAAGCAAACACCUGAGGUGAUAAUCGCGUGGCGUAACACAAUGGUAAUGUCUAAUUGCAUAAUCAUUAUCUGUGAAAUCAAGAAAUACGUAGAAAUAGGGUGCGAAAUGACUUACGGCAUCCGGAGAAGUUUAAUGACCUCAAAUCAGUCGAAAUAAAAAACAAAAUUAGCAGAGCAUCGAAAGAAAUCCCAGAUAAUCAAAGAAGGAAUAAUGGUUUUUCCAUUCGUUAUCGUUUAUUUUUCUCCUCUACAAUUAGCGUUCUGUUGUGUUGAAUGAUUAGGUUUUUUAUUCUCCGUUUAUAACCGACAAAUGGGAUACAAAUUGAAAAAAAAAAUAUUGAGAUGAAAAACCGAUGAAAAAUUCUCUUAUCACAAUACAAUAAAAAUUAAAUAAAUUACGUUUUGUGCGGAAAAAUCAUUGUAGCGGUAAAAAUAUAUAUGCGCGACUCAAUUGUAUUUUUUUUUUUUUUAAUAAAUCGUUGAUUAAUCAACGCAGUGACGACCCCUGGUGGGUCCCGCACUUGACGAAAUUAUUGAUUGGCAUAAACGUUGUUUACCCGUUGGACAAUCAGAAUAUCCGAUGAUACCCCGUGGCCAGCUAAAACCAAUCCUCUGUAUGCAGUUUCUACUUGGGAGCAGCCAAUGUUCGAGCUUUCAUUAAUUUACCAUUUAAAUACCACUGGGUAUCAUUGUUUACCUGUAGACUUGAUUGACUAUUCAAUCACGAUCUGUCAAGAGAGUAACAUGUAUUGAAAAUUGAACAUAAAAAAGGAGAAUGAGAGAAUUUAUACAUUUUUGCAUGGAGUACGUUUUUUUUUUAAAUUUUAGUUUGUAGAAACGUCACGAAAUAAAUGGAAUCUGAAAGCUUUUUCGAUAA
Molecule: messenger RNA, 2364 nt
Organism: Fopius arisanus
Lineage: Eukaryota; Metazoa; Arthropoda; Insecta; Hymenoptera; Braconidae
Gene: yps
Product: Y-box factor homolog
Exons: 8
Coding region: 102-1181 (359 amino acids)
Biological process (GO): regulation of gene expression
Cellular component (GO): nucleus
Molecular function (GO): nucleic acid binding
Source: RefSeq, a predicted model, not a curated record